AUGCGCAGCCCAGGCGCGGCAAUUCGACUUGGAAGCCAGGAUGAGGUGCCGGAACUCCAAUCCCUCAGAAGGCUGCGCUCGAAGUCAUCGUUCUCGAAGUCGCAGAGUUCGGCAGGUGAAGUCCAAGAUGCUCUGGCACCAUACUGGCAGGCAUGGCAGGAUCAACCGCAAAAAGCGACGGUGGUUUUGCGGCGACUUGCUGAGGAGAAGCUAGCUUUGGCACUUGUAGUUCUGGAGUGUAUGGGGCAAAGCCAAGUCGAAACCAACAUCUGGCACUGGAAUCCUGUUAUCUUCGAAAUGUCCAAGACGGAUGAAUGGCAGCGUAGUUUGGAACUGCUUUUGUUGGCCAUGCGCUCUGAAAUCCUUCCAGAUAUUCAGAGUUUCAGCUCAAUUUGCAACGCAGCCAGCCGAGCAGAGGCAUGGCAACUAGCGAUAGAUGCUCUACGGGAAAUGUCCCGAGUGCAGCUGCAGGUAGACGAACGGAUUCAUAACAUCAUCGCAAGCAGCUGCAAAUCGCAAUGGGUGUUGGCACUGAGUUUGUUGGAGGACAUGCCGACUUUGGGCCUGUAUCCAGAUGCGAUCACUUUGAGCACGGCCUGUAGCACUCUAAGUGGUGCCCAGUGGAGCAUGGCUCUGAAUUUGUUGGAGGCAAGUGGACGCCAUUUCGUGGAAGUGGAUGUCACGAACUAUGGCGCCACCAUCGAUGGGCUGGGGGAAACGAAUUGGCUGCGGGUCGUAGCGCUUCUGGAUAAAAUCAUGCGAGCAGGGUUGCAAAUAAAUCUGCCGACCUUCAAUGCCGCAAGUGCAACUUUGACAAAGAGGUAUUGGCCCACUGCUUGCAGCCUGCUGUUGUGGAUGCAACGUAGAGCUGCCAUCCUGAACCAGAUCACCUAUACCUCCCUGGCUCGACUGAACAGUGAGGAGGUUGAGGCAUGGCAGAAAGGGAUUGGCUUCUUUGACACGGCCAUGAAAGCGGACUUGCGGCCGAACAUUUUCUUAUGCAAUUCAGCCAUCGCAACCUUCAAUCUCAGCACCUGGGAAUCUGCGCAGAUUCUCUGGAGCAGCAUGCCUGCGAUGAAAGUGGAGAGGGAUGCCAUCUCCUAUAGCUUCAUGGCCUCGCAUUCUAUCCAAUGGCAGUGCUGCUUGUCCGAUAUGCAGCGACAGAUGAUUCGUGCUGGCACCUUGACCCAGAACUCCAAUCACUGCUGGGAGAUGAACCUCCAGCAGUUGGUUGCAGAUGGCCCUGGCCCUGAUGGAAUGGGAAGUCUCAGUGAGCGCUGGGAUCUGGCUUCGGCUGCGAUGCAUAGGUUGGUGGUGGAAGGCGUUGAGCCGCGCUCUACACAGUUGGUCCAUGCUUUCACUAAAGCUGCUCACUGGCGAGCAGCGUUGAAGCUUGGAGAUGUCUAUACACAGCAUUUGACUCCCUUGACAUAUAGUUCCAUCAUGGGUUCCAUCUUGCGAGGCCAUUGGAACUUGAACCUGGCAUUCUUGGAUCAAAUCGAGAUGCAACGGCUGGAAGUCAACAGCUUCAGCUAUGGAAACGUGCUACGAGUCCUUCGGCCAGUGCAAUGGCUGGAGGUCACUACUUUACUUCAUGGGAUGCAGCAGCGACGCAUUGAAGUGAACGAGGUCUGUUGCUCCUCAGCGGUGUCCUGCUUCGUCCGUUGGGGCCUCUGGCCCCUUGCACUGGCCAUGGCGGCCAUGGCUUCGGGGCGGCAUGGUCCAACAAGGACUGCUGUGCUGGCAUCCUGCGCUGAGUCGACACAGUGGCAAAUGGCCCUACGCUUCUUUAGACGAGGUUCUGCAGAUGAAGUCGCCUAUGCCGCAGUGAUUACAAGCUGCUCUGAACAUUGGAGGAGGAGUUUGUGGCUGGUGCACUGCAUGAGCCGGGCCCGUGACACCAUAUCGCAGAAUGCUUUCAAUGCGGGGAUUGGUGUGUGUGGGAGAUCCAAGUGGACAUGGGCAAGUUUUCUUCUGGAGCUCAUGUGGCAACAUCGUGUGCAUCCAGAUGCGUUGAGUCUGCAAGUGACCGUGGAUGCUGUCAGCAUGCAAGAGCUAUCUCCAAGAUCAUUGCCUUCCCUUCUGAGAGACUUGCAGGCCCGACCCGUAGCUCUCCUAGCCAAGCAAUGCGAAGCAGAAAAGAUGAACUGA
Cladocopium goreaui is the source of this 2151-nucleotide messenger RNA. The record is from the annotation of a GenBank genome assembly. NCBI's taxonomy places the organism in Eukaryota, Dinophyceae, Suessiales, Symbiodiniaceae.